UGAGCCGAAGGCAGAGGCUUCACCAUCUGAGCCGCCCAGGCGCCCCCCAUUCUUUGUUUUUGCAACACACAAAUACGUAAGAUGACGUUCAACUUGGAGGAGAGGGGUACGAACAGGCCGCAGACUCCCUCCGAGGCCUCGCACAUGGCAUCCCCUGUAGCAGGGCCUCGGGCCAGGGGUGCACGAGCCUCUGGCUGCCCCGUCUCCCUCGUCUCCCGACCCUGACCGGGUGCAGGGUCCCAGGGCCGCACAAGACCGGCUUCAGGGGCGCAGCUCUGCUGGGAUGACCGCUGCCGGCUGGAGCCCACUGGCCGGGGCGCAGGAGGCGGUGUGUCCCGUCCUCCGCGGCCUCCACGGGCUGUCGCCCCGUUCCCCACCGCAGAGCGGCUCUUUCUCCUGUGAAACGCGCGUGUGUUCUGUGGGGUCCCCCGUCCCGUUUCCCUCACCGGCGCAAGCAGCGCGGUGGCGGCCGCAGCCGGGUUCUGACUCGGGCUCCUUCCCCACGCUGAGGGGCUUCCCCGUGGGCCGGUGUGUCGCCGCGGCUGCUGGUUCUGUGUCCCUGGCGCCUGCCCCGCUCUCCCACACAGCCCCACGGCCCGGCGGGACAGCCCUGCCCCGCGCGCGCAGCCUUCUCCGGCGAGAGCAAGCAGGCGGCGGCCCCUGUGGUGCUUUCCGCUCGGCGGCCGCACGCCUGGUCCUCCCCGGACCCAGGGCCCCGCCACGCCAGGGCCUCCGUGCAGCCUUUUGCCCAGCACAUUCCAGAAGGUGGGAAGAGUCCUUUCCGGGUGCUGCAGAUUCCAGAAACAGCCACCAGGUGCCCACGGCUCAGUGUCCACAGUCGGCCUCCCCUGCUCUGCCCCGUGCUGGAACGGCCCCCAGUGCCCGUGACGUGCUUCGGUGACCCACAGCCACCCCGUGUUGCAGACGGGGUUAUGGCCAGCGGCGCCGCUCACAGACCUCCCUGCCCCAGAGGCCGCCGCGCCUGGGGC
Neogale vison (American mink) is the source of this 989-nucleotide messenger RNA. RefSeq names its product translation initiation factor IF-2-like. NCBI's taxonomy places the organism in Eukaryota, Metazoa, Chordata, Mammalia, Carnivora, Mustelidae. The transcript has 2 exons. The record is from RefSeq and is a predicted model, not a curated record. The coding region runs from base 284 to 901 and encodes 205 amino acids.